Molecule: messenger RNA, 615 nt
Organism: Boleophthalmus pectinirostris (great blue-spotted mudskipper)
Lineage: Eukaryota; Metazoa; Chordata; Actinopteri; Gobiiformes; Gobiidae
Exons: 5
Coding region: 1-591 (196 amino acids)
Molecular function (GO): oxidoreductase activity, acting on metal ions
Source: RefSeq, a predicted model, not a curated record
AUGGCUGCGCUCUGGUUCGGGUCGCUGGUUCUUCUCUCGUGCCCGUUAUGGGUGCGGGCCUACCCCAGUGGAGCACCCACGGGCGCCUGUGAGGACAUGAUGCCGCGUCACAUGGGGGUGACACCGCAGACCUCUCGUCCCCCCUACACCCUGCUCACCGACGCCGCCGUGUACAGCCCGGGCAAACCCAUCACAGUGACCAUCGUGGGGCCUGACUACAGGGGGCUGCUCCUGGAAGCCCGAGCCCCAGGACGCCUCUCCGCCCUGGGCACCUGGCAGCUCCCUCCCCCUGACACGCGCUUCCUGGAGUGCUCAGGGAACAGUCGUGGUGCAGUGACCCACGCCAACAUCAACCUGAAGGGAAACUCCACAGUGUUCAGCUGGAGGCCCCCAGACACCACGGGCCCCGUCUACUUCAUGGCCACGGUGGCAGAGCAGAGGACCGUCUUCUGGCUGAACAUCAGGUCCGGUUUGCUCUUCAGAGCUCCGGUCUCAGGUCUGGGACUGGCCUCUGCGACAAAAGGAGUGGCCCCUGAAGUACCUCUGCUCUCCGCUGCCCUCUGCUGGAUCGUCUGUAAAACACUGCUCUGAAAAUCUAAAUAAACACACAUAAAC